Molecule: messenger RNA, 2728 nt
Organism: Jatropha curcas
Lineage: Eukaryota; Viridiplantae; Streptophyta; Magnoliopsida; Malpighiales; Euphorbiaceae
Product: kinesin-like protein
Source: RefSeq, a predicted model, not a curated record
UAAGUGCUAAACGACCUCACAACCCAAAAAACGACAUACCUCUCUCCUCUGCCGCUCUGCUUUUCUCCCAAGCCAAAAAAGCCAAUUAGAAGCAAAAACUUGACUUGUCCUGCAAUCUUACUCUCUCAACAUUCAAUUUGUGCAAAAUCCAAAAUCUCAAAUUCAAUUAUAUACAGAAACAGAAAAUAGACUCAAAAUUGAGAGAUGGGCUGUACGCAAUCCAAGAUCGAGAAUGAAGAAGCCGUGGCUCGUUGUAAGGAGCGCAAACAAUUCAUGAAAGAAGCCGUCUCCGCCCGCAACGCUUUCGCCGCCGCACACUCCGCCUACGCUAUCUCCUUGAAAAACACUGGAGCUGCUCUUAGUGAUUAUGCCCAAAGCGAGGUUGGAGAACAUGCCUCGUCAGCUGUUGCGGCCGCAGCAGCAGCAGCAGCCGCUGCCACUACUUCCUCUGUCGAUACGCUUCCUCCACCUCCUCCUCUACCGACUUUCGAGAAUACGGUGCCGUUGCAGCGGGCCGCGACUAUGCCAGAGAUGAAGAUCCCGAAGCCGGAGUCGAAGCCGGUGGGACCUACCAUAAUGGAAGAGGAGGAGAUGGAUUUUGAAGCACACGAUAAUGAGAAAUUGAUCAGGAAGCGUAGUAGUAGUAACAGAGGAAGUGGCAGCAACAGAGUAGCUGUACAAGAGAAUCACCAUCCUCAUCACCUGAUGGAGCAGGGCCCACCUCAGCCACCGCCACCGCAACGGCAACAGAAACAGCAGUGGAAAGAGGAGGUGAUACAGGGCCCAACGGCGAAUCAGGGAUCGUCUUGGGGCGAUUACUUGUUUUCGGUGGACCACAUACCGGGGCCGAGUUUGGAAGAGCCUGUGGUGGUUGAGCAGGAGGAUUUGGGACGGAAGCAGUUUGAGGAAAAGGCUAAUAGAGUACCACAGGUAGAGGAGGAUCCAGUAAUGGUGGUGGACGAGAAGGUGGAAAAGGCGGUUGAGGUGCCAGUGCCAGUCCCAAUGCCGGCAAUGGAGAAGAAGGCAGUGAAAAAGGGCAGUGAGGUGGGGAGGAGGGUGGCAAAGCCAGUGAAUUUGAUGCAGAUAUUUGCAGAGCUUGAUGAUCACUUCUUGAAGGCUUCUGAAAGUGCUCAUGAGGUUUCCAAGAUGCUGGAGGCCACACGAUUACAUUAUCACUCUAAUUUCGCAGAUAAUAGGGGACAUAUUGAUCACUCUAAAAGAGUGAUGCGAGUUAUUACAUGGAAUCGAUCAUUUAAAGGAAUUCCUAGUGUUGAUGAUGGUAAAGAUGAUUUUGAUACAGAGGAGCAGGAAACUCAUGCUACUGUGUUGGAUAAGAUGCUAGCUUGGGAAAAGAAGCUUUAUGAUGAAGUGAAAGCAGGUGAAAUAAUGAAAUUUGAAUAUCAAAAGAAGGUCGCUUCACUGAAUAAGCAGAAGAAGCGGGGAAGUAACGCUGAAUCAUUGGAAAAAUUGAAAGCAGCUGUAAGCCAUCUGCAUACAAGAUACAUUGUGGACAUGCAAUCGAUGGAUUCAACAGUUGCAGAGAUAAACCGUUUACGUGAUGAACAAUUAUAUCCAAGACUUGCUCAGCUUGUUGAUGGGAUGGCCACCAUGUGGGAAACUAUGCAAUAUCACCAUCAUACCCAGUCCAAGCUUGUAUACGCCCUGAGAUCUUUGGACAUUUCUGAAUCCCCCAAGGAAACUAGUGAAUAUCAUUAUGAUCGUACUUUUCAGUUGUGUGGAGUUGUAAGAGAUUGGCAGAACCAGUUUUGUAAGCUUGUAGACCACCAAAAAGGGUACAUAAAGGCACUGAACUCUUGGUUAAAGCUAAAUCUCAUCCCUAUUGAGAGCAACUUGAAAGAAAAGAUCUCUUCACCGCCAAGGGUUCAGAAUCCUCCAAUUCAUGCACUUCUCAUAGCUUGGAAUGAUGAUUUGGAAAAACUUCCAGAUGAAAUCGCAAGAAGUGCAAUAGUUAAUUUUGCUGCAGUAAUACAGACCAUAGUACAUCAUCAAGAAGAAGAAUUGAAGAUAAGAGAAAAAUGUGAGGCCACAAGAAGGGAGCUUGCACGCAAGACCAAGCAAUUUAAUGAGUGGAAGCAAAAGCAUAUGGUGGAAACACACGAUGAAACGGAUCCUGACCGAGCAGAAGAAAACCCUCAUAGAGAAGCCCUAACAGAUAGACAGUUUGUUAUAGAUGCAUUGACUAAGCAGCUGGAAGAAGAAGAAGAAGGGUGUCGGCGGCUUAGCCAACAGGUGAGGGAGAAAUCUUUGGCAAGUCUUAAACAUCGCUUGCCGGAGCUCUUUACAGCAAUGUCUGACAUUGCUCUAGCUUUUUCAGCCAUGUACAGUAACUUGAGGUCCAUAGCGGGACACCAAAAUCAAAGUCAGAACUCCUGAGAUUUAUGCGUCUCCAUAAUUUGCUUGUAUACCCUUACAAAAUAAGCCUUUGGGAAAGAAAAAUCAUUAUAUUAUGCGUUCUGUAAUUUGUAAUGCUUCUGCUGCAAUAUGUUCAAGGAACCAGUCCUCAGAAUCAGGUGUGGUGUUUUUUUUUUCCCUGUUUUUUUUUUCAUCAAAUAGGUGCGGCCAGAACUUUUGAAGGCACCUAAUGUAAAAUUUUUGUUACCUAUAGCUUAAAGAAGCCAGUUAUCUCAAAUUGUAAAAGCUUAACCAAGUGUGUUAUUUUCAGGCAUCUAAAAUCAUUAAUCACAAGAUUGUUUUUCUGUUGUUGCUC